CGCCCAUGUCCCACUUCGUCAUCCAACAAGAGAGAAAAUUUCCUCUCACACACUUCCGGACACGAGCGUGCCAAUUCAGCCCUCUGUACUGAGAUUUAUCAUGAACCAUGUACAGAUCUGAAACCACCGGCCCAACUAAACGAGUGAUUUUUCCCAACACCGAAGGAUUUACAAGACUGAAUAGAGCGGAUCAAAACUUGAUUCAACUUUUGGGUACAGAGUAAGUCACGCGGAGUUCACAGGAGGAUUUUCCACACUUGAAUGACAAAGGCGAGCCCGUGGGAAAACCUCGCGCCUUCACAAGAUGGAUAAAAGAACGGGACUGUUUCAACCUUGCAUUUUAUGUCUCGCGCUUGUGGUGGUCUGUGAGAGCCGGGUGGUGAAGGUUCCAGUUGGUCCACUGGUGCAUGUCGAGGGGCAGGCUGUGUCCAUUCGCUGUGAUGUAUCGGAGUACGAUGGACCUAGAGAUCAGGAGUUUGAGUGGUCUAUGGUGCUCACUGGUGACCAGCAGCUCCAACUUAUCUCCACAUUUGACAACACUUACACUGACCCUUCAGUGAGGGACCGGGUCAAAAAUGCUGACAUCAGUUAUAGUAAGCUCGGGGAUGCUGCUGUGGAACUAAAGUUCAAGAAGGUCAGAGCAACAGACAGUGGCGUCUAUCGUUGCAGUACCCCAAGCACAGAUUCGGUCUUUAGUGGGAACUACAAUGCUGAUGUGGAGCUCAAAGUGAUUGGGGACAGUCUGAAGUUGGCUCCAGCCAUACCCAAACCAAUAGUGUCUGAGGGAGAAUCAGUGGAGCUUCGCUGCAACGCUACCCGAGGCUUCACAGAGCACACUUUCCUUUCAGUCACCUGGUCUAUCAGAAAAGGGAAGAACCCAUUAGUGGAAAUCUUGACGUUUGGACCAGAUGAUAAGAUCGUAGUAGGGAGCAACUAUGUCCAGCGUAACUCGGACAGUGGGUUUCAGCUGGACCUUCGUGGAGGGGGCUUUUAUGGACUGGUUCUGAAAGGAGCACAGCCAACAGACCAAGGAGAAUAUGCAUGUACGGCCCGCGAGUGGGUGAGGCAGGGAGAAGGUAGAAACUGGCAGAAGAUUCUGGAAAGGACUGAGGAAAUGGGAAAGGUCUUGGUUACACCCACAGCCCAGUCUCUGGUGGUUGCCGUGGAGAAGAACACUACACUCAACGUGGAGGACACUCUGAAUCUGACCUGCAAAGUGUCUGCUAAUGGCCUGCCCUCUCUCAGUUUGGAAGUGAUGUGGCUGGUCAGAUCAGUCGAUGGCUCCAGCAGCCCACGGGUUCUAAUCCAUAUAGGACAUGAUGGGCUCUUACAGAAUGGGUCAGAAGCUGUGGGUGUGAGCAGAGUCAAUGCAGGAAAUUUCCGACUGCUCCUUCACAAGGUAGAGGUCUCAGAUUCUGGACUGUACUCCUGCCUUGUCAAGGCCUGGCUUCCACAGGGCAAUGGAAGAUGGUACCAGGCAGCGGAGAAAACAUCUGACCCAGUACAAGUUCUGGUGACCCAUCUAGAGCCACAGUUUAAGGUGACCCUAGAAGCACCUCUGACCCCUCAGUUCACCAGUGACCCCACUGAGCUACGCUGUCAGGUGACCGACCUCCUCCACCUCCAAGAUGGCCAUCUGGGCGUGUCCUGGUCUUUCUCCAUUAACACACCUGGAGAUGCGUCUAAGAAGAAGAGUACGAUAGCUUCCCUGAAUGAGCAUGGAGCUCUGAUUACAGGCAGUGAGUACCAGCAGAGGCUGGAGAGAGGAGAAAUAGUAGUGACCAGAAGAGAACCCAACAUCUUCACUCUGCGAGUGCUUCAGACUCGAGACACAGACAUGGGCUCUUAUUUUUGCACCGUGACUGCAUGGACUCCUGCCCGGCAAGGAGGAUGGGAAAAAGUGACGGAUGUCCAGUCAACUCCUGUGAUUGUUCAGUGGUCACCAAAGAUGCCGGUUUUGCAUGUAGUAGCCCAUCGCGUGAGAGAAGCUUCCACUGGUGGAUCCACAUUUGAGAUGAGCUGCCAGGUGACUGGUCAGAGCCUGCAGAGUCCUGGUUACUCUGUUCUCAUCCGCUUUGAGAAGAUAUUGGGAGGAAAGUCACGCAAAGUUUUAUCACUCAGCCCGGACUCAGUCCUGCAGCUAGAGGAGUGGAGCGAGCCGAGCCGGAUUGACAGUGUUGUUCUGGAGAAGACAGGGCAGCUUGAGUACCGCUUCCGUUUGUAUGGGGCGAUGGUCUCGGAUCGUGGGUUCUAUUAUUGCGAUGUAACAGCCUGGACUCGUGACAAGAGCCAAGACUGGAUCAAAGCCGUCAGUGCAGAAUCCAACAAGAUCGAGAUCGCUUUUGCAGACACAGGUCCAUUAUUCAACAUAUCCAUUCGUUCGGAUGCCAACAAGGUGUUACCUGGAGAGACAGUCAAAAUGAAGUGCAUCAUGUCCACGCUGGGCACCACUCCGAGCACCGGUGAUGUGGCGUUUGACAUACGCUGGUUCCAGCGUCCAGAGCGGGCUGUAGAUAAUGGAGGCAUCACACCUUUCAUCAGUAUGGACCGCUGGGGUGUGGUGAAAAAGACUGGCUCAAAUGACAGCACUCAGUGCAGUCUUGAGCGCACCGACCGGCAGACGUUUGUCCUCAGUGUGCACAAGACCCAACACGGGGAUGUGGGAGAAUACUACUGUACCGCCACACCUUGGCUCCUGUCCCCUUCUACCGGAGCCUGGACCAAGGGACAGGACCUCACCUCUGCUCCUGUGUUUCUCUUUGUCAAUAUAGAAUUGUGGGAAUCGCUGAAGAUGCCUGUGGGAUAUGGCGUAGUUGCUGCUGUGAUCGCUGGGCUUCUCUCAGUGCUGCUAGGUCUCGCUGUUGCCCACUGCUGUUUCUCCAGGAACCCCAUGCACACGCCCCGCCCCCGCAACCAAAAGCUUCCGAAGCUAAUGGAUCUGGAGAUUGAUUAAACCAGUCCACCUUCCCACGGCUGUGGCCCGACCUUGUGCUAAACCACUACAGCCGCCUUGUAUUACGCCACUGGACAGGGUGUCCUGACAUGGAUAUGCAAAUUGCUUAAAAAGAGAUGGAGAACCUGUUUGAUCAUCUGCAUUAAGAGUAUUGGGCCACACCAUGUUCACACAAGGGAGUGAUAGACUUAUUAUUCUCAGGAAUUGUGCACUGUGGCCCAAGCAGCAAUGUUACACUUUGCGCAAUUGAUAAUUCUUAGUUUUUCAUGGGAAUCAUGGGAAGGAGUCCAAUAAAAGAGCCAAGAAUCACAGAGUUGCUCUGCCCUACGAUUCUGGCUGAAAUUCUGUAUCAAAUUGUAGACUGACCUUUUAAACCGCUGUCAUCUCCAGAGGCUUGAUUUGUCAUGUUGCCUUUGGAUAUACUCUGUGGCCCGCCCCUUCCUGCCUGUCAGAGUUAUGUCCCCAACAGUUGGGGCCCCUGAAAGGGUUGACCUUCCCGGUCUAAGGGCAAAGGAGGAGAGAUAAGUUGGCUGAUGGUUGAGCGCACCAAGACUGACACUGCAUUCUUGUGGGAUCCAGAAGUGACCAAUUAAUGCACAGCACACUCAGACAAACCAAAAGACUGUCAAUCUGUGGCUUGGCCUUAAGAGCCUUGCCUUAAAAAAAAUGCUUGACUGGUUAGAGGCAUUUCAACGGCCCUCAUAACUGAGAUCCACAUUGUUGUUAUUAACUCUUUCCUAACCUGUUCUUUCCUGCCCACAAACAAUGAGAAACAUGAAUAUCAGUUACUAACACGUUGUUGUUGUUUUUUUUUUUUUAUAACAAAAUGCACUCAUUGCACCCUCACUUACAGGACUGACCCGCACUGACGUGGUUGCAGUAGAUCCUUUUGUGCACAUGCUCGCUUUAAUCCACUAUGUGGUGAGCCAAGUAUUUUCAGAGAGGUGAAGCUGUUGGAAUGCGCGCCACUGCACACAAUGAAGUGGUUUCACUGUAGUAUCUCAGAGUGAGAGUGCCAUCCAGACCCACAUUUAUUGAGAAGUCAUUAGAAGGGAAGUUUCCGCAGUUUUACUUUAAUGUUGUUGCUUUAUGAUAUAUGUAAGUAGUCGUUUUUAAAAAAAUUGGUCAGAUUUUAAGUUCUGUAAAUUUGUAUGUGCUUUUUUCAUCUGUUUUUUUUUUUUUUUUUUUUUUUUGGUCAGUGACAGACUCUCCAGCUCUCAAAAAAAAAAAAAAAAAAAAAAAAACAUGAAAACCAAUGUAAAAUAAUUAUUUUAAUAAAACUUUUUAAAAUGCUUGA
Myxocyprinus asiaticus (Chinese sucker) is the source of this 4250-nucleotide messenger RNA. RefSeq names its product prostaglandin F2 receptor negative regulator-like. Lineage: Eukaryota; Metazoa; Chordata; Actinopteri; Cypriniformes; Catostomidae. The transcript has 9 exons. Bases 305 to 2953 code for a protein of 882 amino acids. The record is from RefSeq and is a predicted model, not a curated record.